AUGUCAACCUCUAUCCGAUUUGGGUUUGAUCCCAAAAGUGACGAUUACAAACUAGUUGCGCUUACUCGCCUUCAUGACACUGUCUUUGAAAAUGUGGGUGAGGUUUACAGCAUGAGAAAGGGUUCUUGGGAAUCAAUCACUCAACCGUUUCCAUCACACAUCAGAAGGAUUGAAAACACCGAUCAACUUUGUGUAGAUGGCCAUGAUGGUCAUCUUCAUUGGCAAAAUGAGACAGAAGAAACGAUAGUGGCAUUUGAUUUAGGUUUAGAGACGUUCCGUGAGAUACCUGUUCCAGAUUCUCUACUAGAUUCCAACCACAUUGCACAUCGUUUAGGAGUUUUGGGUGGAAAGCUUUGUGAGAUUUCAUGGCAAAAGAAUGGUGCAUGGGAGGUGUGGGUGAUGGAGGAGUAUGGGAUGCCUGAAUUAUGGGUCAAACGCUAUGUUUUCCCUAAGUUUAUUAAUGAUGGUUGGAGAUUUCCAUUUGGAUUCACAUCACGCAAUGAACUGCUUCUUGUAGAUUGUAGGGGUCGACUUGUUUUGUAUGAUCCAAUUUCAAACAAGGCUAAAUUGACCUCUACAGAACAAAGCGCACAUAGAAUCGUGGAGUAUGUGGACACUCUUUUUUGGGUCUAG
Messenger RNA from Lactuca sativa (garden lettuce), 633 nucleotides. RefSeq names its product F-box/kelch-repeat protein At3g06240. The record is from RefSeq and is a predicted model, not a curated record. NCBI's taxonomy places the organism in Eukaryota, Viridiplantae, Streptophyta, Magnoliopsida, Asterales, Asteraceae.